AUGCAAAGUAUCAACGUGAGGCUGGAGCAGGUCUUGAUCUCUAGCAGACGCAACGAGGACAUAAAAUUCCGGCUUGAACAGAAGGUGAAUAUUGGCAUUGAUGCCACCGACAACCAGGGUGAUAUCACCAAGUUUGUGCUGGAAAAAAUCGAACAAGUACAGGGAAGUCGACGUAUACCAAUUGGCGAGAAGUUGAAGGAUAAAAUAGUUUCGACUCUUCUUGAAAAAAGCCAGGGGAUGUUCCAAUGGGCAGCUUUGCAUAUUGAUCAAAUUCUACGUCUUAAGCUACAGAAAGACAUACAAGAUCGGCGGGGCCGAUUGCCCAAAGAUUUAAAGACAGCAUACGAUGAAUUAAUUCAUCAGAUUAAAAAUUCGGAAGGAAGCAAGCCAGAAAUAGCGCAUCGAACGUUUCUGUGGAUGCUGCAUUCCUUCAAACCACUGUCUACAGAGGCACUCAUUGAAUUUGUUCGUCGAAAUCCUGAGAACGGAUGUAUCGAGCAUGAAGACCUAGAUAUUAACAUUGUCCUCGAUGCAUGCGACAAUCUUUUGGUCGUUGAAUGGGAAUUAGUCCACUUUGGAAUCCCUGAGUUUUGUCGUUUUAUGCAUUUAACCUCUGCUCACACAAAGCUAGCAACUGUCACCCUCACUUGCCUGACUGAUAUUGACAAAGUUGAAGUGAAAGACAUUUUCGAGGAGGAGCUGUCAACACAGUACGCGGCAUAUUACUGGCCUCGGCAUGUGAAGAAAUCAUUUAAUUUUGCGAACAAUGAGUACUUGAAAUCUAUGAUCACUAAGGCCUUCAGCAAGGAGUGCUUUGGGGCGCUUUUGAAAUGGCUUCGCAUAUAUUGUAGCAAAGAUACACCGCAGUCGAAGAAAACCGGUAUUUCUCAAAGGUUGCAUUACACGUCGAGGCUGGAAUUCGACUUUGUCGUGGACAGGUUGUUGGAGGAAGGCCCGCUUUCUGUCCAAGAUGUCAAGGAUGCUAUCUUCACUGCUGCAAUUCAUUGCAAUCUCAUGGUACUGCAAAAGCUAAUCAGUGCUUCGCCGCCGCUAAUUGUUCAUGAAGUGUGCGAUAUUUUGGAAGAGACUAAAGGGCCUCUGUCGGAAUUGAUGCCUAUCUUGAGAAUUCUCGGGGUUCUAAGUCCUCAGCUCGAAACUGAGACUGGGAGUAUAAGAGAUGAGGAUAGUGAGCUUUUGUUCCUCGUGUCUGCGGCGGCAAACUGGGAAAUUGGGCAGAAAUUGACUAAGAUUCUGCUUGUUAGCUAUGGGCCUGGUCAAUAUGAGCCUUUGAAGACUGCAGUGGAAAGCUCGUACACUGGGUGUCAAAUGAUUGAGUACUUUGAUUCCGCCAUGGAGAAUGUUUGA
Molecule: messenger RNA, 1365 nt
Organism: Penicillium taxi
Lineage: Eukaryota; Fungi; Ascomycota; Eurotiomycetes; Eurotiales; Aspergillaceae
Exons: 3
Coding region: 1-1365 (454 amino acids)
Source: RefSeq, a predicted model, not a curated record